AAAAUGAUUUUUUGUCCCUGUAAUUAUUACUUCAAUUAUGUAUAUAAUUCUACAAGCAAAUAACAUUUGAGUGCUUUUACUUUAAAAUGUCGGUUUUCAUGUGGUUUGUUAUUUGGUGUUUGUUUGUAAGAAUGUAUCCUCAAUUUUGCAUAUAAAUUUUACUCUGUAUUCCAAGUAAUAUUCACUAAACUACUCCAUUAACUUUAUUAGUUGAAAUGUGCAAGUAAAAUGUACUUGGGUGAUAUCAGUGAACCUGGCAACCUCCCUUGCACUCGGUGUGUGACGUCAGGCCGUUCGUUGCAUGCUGUGCUGUUGAGUGCCUCUGCCCUCGCACAUGUGGACACCUGAGACCGUGGAUCAGCAGUGGGAUUUUAGUCGACAUGGGACCGCGGAGUCUUCUGCAACUCCCGACCAUGUUUGCAAAGUUUGGAUGAAAACAAGUGCAAAACCGGAUACCCACAUUUGAGAGGAAUAUCGCGUCCGCGCGCGCGCGUGUGUGUGAUGGUGUGUUUUUCCAUCCACAUGGGGACAAAAUUCUGAAAAAAAAAACUUUGACCUCAAUUGAGGAAGUACACGAUAAGGCUACCCUGAAACUUGUAAUGACUGAACCAGUAGUCUUAACUAUCAGUCCUGUGGAUUUGUCAGACAUAGAAUCCUCAGUACCACAGUCUUCAGAUGCAAGCUCUGGCCACUCAUCUGGAUCACAGGACACAAUCCUGCUUUCACCAGAAGAUAAAAGUGGAACAUCUUUCAGGUCUAAGCCAUGGCCAAGUAAGUUUGAAAUACCGCCCUUUUCUUAUGAUGUUGACCUUGUACUGGAAGCUGGAAACAAGGAUUAUGAAAAGGAAGGCACACUGUUGAACAACCCAAGAGUAACAAGUAGCAUACUUGAGAAGCUAUCAGAGACAAUAUUUAGCUUCACAGCAUACCCAACUGGUGUCCAGAUUUUAGCUGUUGCUGAAGCUUUGGUAGAAAAGUACCCGUGCCUCAAAGAGCCAGGGUCUUUUAAUGGCUUAUAUGGCUGGCAACAGAGGAUCAAGUAUAAAAUGGGCAAUUACCGGGCAAAGUUAAGAGGCCGCCAGCUAGCCAUUCCAGAACUGGAGGUUAACACACUGAAGAAACGAUGCAUCAAUGAAGAGGGUUCACCAAAAGGCAUCAAAAGGGCAAAGAAAGCUGAAGUGAAUUACCUGCCACCACUGCCAUUAGGAGAGACAGAGGAAACUUUAGAGAAUGAGAGACUAGAUCUGCUCAAGGAAAUAAAGAAGAAGAACAACGGGAAGAUAAUCAAUGAGAAAAUGGAGAAGUCUUUCGCUCUCAGAAGAAAAGAGGUUGUCAAUGACUGCCCCACAGUCCAAGACCUCAUGGAACGAUGGCCUGGUCUGUUCAGUCAAACUCAGAUCAAAGAAGAGUUCAAACGAAUAACCACAGUUCAUCUGGAGCAAACGUUUUUGUCCAAACUGGACAGGCACACCACCAAACUUGUGGAGAUAUUUAGGAAGAAAGGCGGGAUUGCAGGAACAAAGAUAAGACCGAUGUUGGACUCACUAAGUGAGCAACAUAUCGAAGGCCGAAGAGACAUCAUCAUCCGUUGCUUGGUUGAGUUCCUUGGAGAGUCUGUAGAGGAGCUGAUCAAAGAAUACGAGGAUGUCAGCCAAGAGGCAGUGAAGGAGGACUGCAGUCAACACUUGAUGAAAGUCAUCGUCAUCUGUCAGAACCUGGAACAGGAAAGCCAAGACCUCAGCUAUGUGUCUGUAGUCAUAGAGGGGAAAGAGGUGUUGGAGGACUGCAGGAGUGUGGCAAAUGCUUGUCUGCUCCUCAUGGGUGUCAUUUAUGCAGUCAAUCUGAGUUACCCACUGAAACUCAAAUACACAUUUGAGGUAUUUCAGAAAAUGCUUCUUGAGCUCGAUGCUCUCAAAAUGUCUUCAAAGGUCCAGGCUCUCCACAGGAAACUACUAGCAUGAGUGUGUUGAAUGCUGCAGUGUUUUGAAUCCAUGUGCCCAUGCACAGGAAAGGUUUAUAGUUCUUGUUCUUCUCACAUUUCCUUCUGUGAUCACAGCGAUCCAGUGUUAGUAGACAGUUGAUUCAGUUGCUGUUGUUGCAGUGAUACCUCUUCUCUGUUCUGAGGUUUAAAAGAAAGGAAUACCCUACAUAUGGGAAAUUGCCAAGGUGUGCGUGCGUGUGCGUGUGUCAUUUCUGAAAGUCAUUUCUUCCCCGAUUUUUAGAAAUCUGUGAAUAUUUGGAAGAAAGUGUCAUCAGCAGCAGGUCAUGUUUUCUUUUAAGAGGAUAUUCACACUAAUUCUCCAUUGAGUGUGUGGGAGGAUUCCUCACCUGCAAUACAAAGGCUGUGUUUAUUAGAUUUUAAAGGAUGUUCACUGUUUCUCAGCCCUAUUGUGUGUGGACAGGAGUGUGCGUACGUGUGCAUGUGUGCAUGAGUGGGUGUCUGUCUGUAAUGAGACAGAAGUGUGUGUGUGUGUUUUCAAUCUUUGUUCAUGUACACCAAAGGAAGGUUAUGAUGUUAUGUAGACAUACAUAUAUGUCAGUGCAAAUUGGAAAAUAAAAUGUCCAUUUGAAAAAUUGAAAAUGUUUAUUUAUUCACUUCACAGAAAUGGCAACAAAUUUAUUGUGGUAAUGUGAAGUCAUAAAUUAAAUUUAAUUCAAGUAAAUAUUACUUAAUCAUUUCAUAGAAUUAAACAAAGAAAAGCUUAGUUAAAUAAGAGUAAGAACCACCUGAAAUAUUUAACUGGAUUUUGCAAUUAAAAUGCAAUGGUAAUUUAGUAAAAUUUACUUCCAAUAGGUGAGUUCUGCUUGUGAGAUUUACUUGAGUAUUUUUUGUAAAGAAAAGGUGUUUUUAGGAAGUAAAUGCUACUUAGAAUUAUCCUGAGUAAAAAUUACAAGGGAUUUCCGUGUGGAAAAACUUGCCUAGCUUUUUUUAAGUAAAUGUCACUCCAAAUUUUUU
This is a messenger RNA of Acanthopagrus latus (yellowfin seabream), 2956 nucleotides long. RefSeq lists its product as uncharacterized. Lineage: Eukaryota; Metazoa; Chordata; Actinopteri; Spariformes; Sparidae. The transcript is spliced from 5 exons. The coding region runs from base 600 to 1961 and encodes 453 amino acids. The record is from RefSeq and is a predicted model, not a curated record.